AUGGACACACGACGUGGGCGAGGUCGUGGUAGACCGCCAGCACGAGGUAGAGGACACCUUGUCCCUACUUCGGAGGUUCAGGCUACAGGUGCGGGAGAGCAGAGACAGCCAGGGCCACCAGAUAUGCAGGAGACAUUAGCUGGUAUUUUACGAGCUAUAGAUGUACUGGCAGCAUCUCAGUUGCGACAGGAGCGCAGACAUGAUGAUAGGACCGCUACGGCCCAGGCGUCGCAUUCAGGUACGUCGGGAGCAGGGGACGGUUCAGGUGCUACAGUGCUUAGAGAUUUUAUGGCCUUGCGACCACCAGAGUUUAGUGGAGGCGCUGAUGCGACGGUGGCUGAGGAUUGGUUACUAGCGGUGGAAAAGCAUUUGAGAUCCAUAGACUGUGCAGAGGCCAACAGAGUUCGGCUGGGGACUUUCUUGUUACGAGGUGACGCCGAGCGGUGGUGGGAGACCACCAGACAGAGAUAUGGCGAUGGAGGUCCGUCAUGGGCACAGUUCGUCGAGGCGUUCAAUGAGACCUAUGUACCGGCUUGGAUCAGAGAGCAGAAGGUGUUUGAGUUUAUUGAGUUACAGCAGGGCAGUAAGACAGUUACACACAAGUUUCAGAGGGGGUUACGACCAGAGAUCCGUCAUGCCAUGGCUGGUAUUGAGGCCCCUGACUUCCCUACGACUGUUCAGCGAGCCCACGCGGUGGAGAGGGAUCGAUUGGAGGCCCGAGCAGAGCAGUUAGUCUUGAAGGGUGCAGGGAGCAGCAGUAAGAAGAGGAAGUGGGAUACAGGCAGCCAGAGUUCGGGGUUUCCACAAUGCCGACAGUGCGGGCAGAGACACCAGGGGCAGUGUCGGGAGGUACGUCGGGAUGUAUGUUAUCGCUGUGGUCAGCCAGGGCAUUUGAAGAGAGACUGUCCACAGGCGCCUAGACCGACUACAUCUGCCCCACCAGCUACACCGGCCACAGGGCAGGAGAUUAUUUGUUUUCGCUAUGGACAGAGGGGCCACCGAGCGAACAGGUGCACCCAGCCAGCACAGAGUGGAGGGCCACGGACUGGAGGUGUGGGGCCCAGACCAGUUCAGAGACAGUCUGCACCUAGGACGCAGGGUGCAGGAGCACCAUUACCUCUUCCAGCAGCACAGCGCCCAGGAACUACAGAGAGAGUUCAGAUACAGGGAUAA
Molecule: messenger RNA, 1173 nt
Organism: Diospyros lotus (date-plum)
Lineage: Eukaryota; Viridiplantae; Streptophyta; Magnoliopsida; Ericales; Ebenaceae
Exons: 2
Coding region: 1-1173 (390 amino acids)
Molecular function (GO): zinc ion binding; nucleic acid binding
Source: RefSeq, a predicted model, not a curated record